Messenger RNA from Colletotrichum tamarilloi, 321 nucleotides. RefSeq lists its product as uncharacterized. The record is from RefSeq and is a predicted model, not a curated record. The transcript has a single exon. The coding region runs from base 1 to 321 and encodes 106 amino acids. NCBI's taxonomy places the organism in Eukaryota, Fungi, Ascomycota, Sordariomycetes, Glomerellales, Glomerellaceae.
AUGACUUCUCAAAUCCCCCAAAAGCGCAUCUUCUUAACCGGAGCCAGUGGCUACGUAGGCUCCGUCAUAACAGAACUCGCAAUCAAAGAUGGCUACCAAAUCCACGGUCUCUCCCGCCACGAAGAAAGCGACUCGAAACUCCGCAACCUCGGCGCUGUAAGUCAACAUACCCACUUCCUGGCACCCCCCUGUUUCUGGCACCCACAAAAACGCGAAAAUCCACCACAACCCAAUGCCCACCCCCAACCUCCUUUUAUCACAACAUUUUCAAUUCGCGUCCAAAUGGGCUCAUCUUUUGCACAUGUCUUCUUCUAUAUAUAA